AUGUGGGGGAGAUUGAUACCAGCCAAAAUGAAUCCACCCCUCCAAAGACCCGUAAGCCCUUCUUUAGCAUCUGAGAUACCCAUCGUCGAUGAAAACUCCAGUCUAGGCGCGCAACUAGACUCUCAGCCCUUCACCUUUACCACACCCCAACAGUCCCUCCAUACUACGCAGCAGAAUGCAAUAACCGUUGGAAGCAAUGCGCUCGGGUCUGCAAGUCAUGGUGUAGAUUUCCCACAGCCACCAGAGCAGUCCUUUCAUCUAUCUGGCUAUGAUGGAAUGACUGACGCGGCGGAAAUGUCAUUCGCCGGCCAAUUGGAGGGCAUGAAACUUAUUCCCAAUCCACCCGAUCUGGAAUUUUGGAGAGAGAAGCUGUUUCAUGUAGAUGGGGUGAUCACAUUGAGUGAAGAAGAAUUCCAGACCUACUUUCCCCAUGUUGACAACGUUUACUCCCAUCGCUCCACUCAGAGAUAUAAACGUAGACCAUUCGUAUCUCACUACUGGGACUGUCGACUUAAAGGUCGACCACCGGGUACACCCAAGUCCAGCGAUCCUAAUAAGAAAAAGCGCAAACGUAUCGCGCGGGAACGGGAUCUAUGCGAUGUCAAGAUCAAGAUUACUGAAUACUUUCCCAUCUCUACGGAUGUUGAUACAUCUGGGGGCUUUGAAUCAAUGCCGGCUGAGUUCUCGCCUGGUGUCCAUACUCUAUUUCCCGUUCAAAAGGAGAACUUUCCAUUUGGUGUAGUUUCGCCGCGGGGAAACUUACCAUCAGGUCAGGUUGGAGCUAAUAGUGGGAGAUAUUUCACCAUUCAGAGAGUUAAUGGUAAUGGCGCUAAUGGAAAGAACGAUGGUGUUGAUGGUGGUCAUCGACAUACACUGGAGGAGAGUGAUCGAGUUAAGAAGAAUAGUGUACAACGACAUUAUUUGAAGGAAGGUAAAGAAAUGAAAAAGGCUGUGAGAAACGUAUCAGACGCAGCAAUGAUGGGCCUGAAAUCAUACCACACCAGAGCGACGGGUCUGGCUGCCAACACAGCGAUAAAACACUCAGCCGAAUCAAGCCUCAAGCUCUAUGGCAGCUGUUUCUGCCCUUUCGUGCAACGAGUUUGGAUCGCUCUGGAAUUUAAAGGCAUUCAGUACCAAUAUAUAGAGGUGGAUCCCUAUUACAAGCCACAAUCCUUGUUGGAGGUGAAUCCACGAGGUCUCGUUCCAGCAUUGCGCCACGGCGAUUGGGGCUGUCAUGAGAGCACAGUGCUGCUAGAAUAUCUCGAGGACUUAAAACUCGGCAUGGCACUUCAUCCAGCAGACCCAAAGCUGCGUGCUAAUUGCAGGCUAUGGAUCAAUCGAUAUGUCGUCCCAAGCUUCUAUCGAUUAUUGCAAGAGCAGGACCAACAGAAACAUAAUGCGCAUACGCAGGAACUUCAGAGCGGAUUGAACAAACUGAUGGUGGCAGCACAUCCGGCUGGGCCAUUUUUUUUCGGAGAACAGAUGUCCUUAGUAGACAUUCAUGCUGCACCCUGGGCUAUUCGGCUCCGUCGAGUCAUGAAGCCGUAUCGAGGCUGGCCGGAUGCCGCUGAAGGAAGCAGAUUGGAGUCUUGGCUAAAUGCCCUCGAGGCAAAUCAGCACAUCCGUGCAACGACCAGCACGGAUCAGCUCUAUGUUGACAGUUAUGAGCGAUAUGCCCAGAAUCGACCAAACACAUCUCAGCUUGCAAACGCAAUUAAUUCUGGAGAUGUGCUUCCUUGA
Molecule: messenger RNA, 1740 nt
Organism: Penicillium taxi
Lineage: Eukaryota; Fungi; Ascomycota; Eurotiomycetes; Eurotiales; Aspergillaceae
Product: glutathione S-transferase family protein
Exons: 7
Coding region: 1-1740 (579 amino acids)
Cellular component (GO): cytoplasm
Source: RefSeq, a predicted model, not a curated record